CAACCCGGAUGUUUUGAGUGAAGCUACCCAACUAGUGGCUGAAGAAACGCGCGUGAUAUGUCUGGACAGUAUAAUUCCAAGUAUUAUCAGGUUUUAGUAGGUUAAACGUCUUUUUUUAAGAUGCUGCCCAACGUAGAAGGUGCUUGUCCGUUUGUAGAGGACAGUUUUAGUCGUUUUGUGUCACAGAGUAACAUGUAUGGACUCUGUCAGGCGGGAGAACAAGAACUAUUGGCCGCCACUUUAAAAGGAAAAGUGGUUUGUUUCAGAUAUCAAGAUCUCCAACAGAAAAUACGACCUGUCGCCAAGGAGGUGCAAUUUACUUAUAUUCCAGUCGAUGCAGAAAUCGUAUCUAUUGAUGCCUUCAAUAAGUCUCAUCCGAGCAGAGGACUAGUGGUGGGGAUUACUUUUAUCAAGGACUCGGGGGACAAGGCCACACCCUUCCUCAACAUCUACUGUGACUACGAGCCGGGGUCCGAGUUCAACCUGGAGUCUAUAGCUCAGAGCUGCCUGAAUCUGGAGUUGCAGUUUACUCCUUUCCAGCUGUACCACACAGAAGUUCAGUGCAAAGAUGGCUGCAGUGACACAGUGUUUCUACUUAGUGGCAAUGACCAGUGCAUACACCUGUACAAAGAAAAUGCCUCUCUGCACCAGUUCGAGGAGCAGCCGGUCGAGAGACUCUUCCCUGAGUUGCAGGAGCUGCCAAGCAAUGUGCUAUGGAUGGACACGUUGAGUCUUCCUGGUGGGCGGCGCCUCUCUGCAUUUGGCUGUCAAAAUGGCUGUGUGGGAUUGGCUCUGGUCAAGCAGGAGGGGCCUGAGGUUCUGCAAAGCUGGAGGCUCCAACAGGACAGCCCCAUCUCCACAGUGCUGCUCUUCCCUCUACUCUCCCAGCACCUCCCACCACACACACACCAGGCCUCAGACAGCACAGAGGAGCAGAUUGGAGGCUAUAAUCUUCUUGUCACCAGCACUAUUGAGAUGGCUGUGGUGUAUAGGGAUGUGGACGUGUGUGGGAUGAGCAGGCCCUGUUGUUUGUCUGAAAGUGACCAGUGUGACGCUGUUCUCUGCGCGCUGGUCAUCGACUUGGACUUUGACGGACAGAAAGAGGUCCUCCUGGGAACCUAUGGACAGGAGCUGCUCUGCUACAAGUUUCACCAGCCAAUGGUGGGCGUAGCAGGAGACUUCCAGUUACUGUGGAGGCGUAGCUUCAAGAGCCCUCUGCUGUCCGUCAUCUAUCUGGACCUGACAGGAGACGGCCUGAAGGAGUUGGCUGUGCUGACACUCAAGGGCCUGCAUAUAUUACAGCACAGCCUGUGCAGCACCGCUGAACUGGUGCUGCAGCGUUUGGCCACCAGGGCGGCAGCACUGCCUGCAGCCACUGCUGACUUCACCCCACCCCCUACAGGCCAGGGGGAGCAAGAGCAGGAGCAGGAGCAGAAACAGGAGCAGGAGCAGGAGCAGGAGCAGGAGCAGGAGCAGGAGCAGGAGCAGAAACAGGAGCAGAAAGAGACCAGUGAGGAGCAGAGCUGUUCUACCAGCACCACCACCACCUAGGGGACACGCCUCUGAAGAUGAGCGAUGCUCGAUGGAUGCGAUGAUUGACAGUGAAGGGGCGUAGUUGCUAGGCUACACUGUGUGAGGACUGAUUACAACAUGACCCCCCCCCCCUUCAUGUGAAGUUGUCAGGAGCUGGGCUGAGUACAGAUUUUACGGUCACAAUCAAGAACCAGUAUCCUGUGUGUGUUGGGAAGGGUCUGUCAUGAGCCAGUGAGAGUAGUUUGAAGAAUGAGCAUGAUGGUUUAUUGUGGAAGAUAACUUCUUCUGUAGGAUGUCUGACUGACUCGCUGUGUAUUAAGUGUCCUCUGUACAGCAUGCUGGCAGUGUACCCAACCAACUCCAAGUAACUCCAGCUACGUCUUGUAGUAAUAUGUUAUAACUUAAAAAGUAAUUUGCACCUAGUCAUUUAUGGAGUACUAAGCCCUAGUAACUUGGGACUCUUAAUAUGAAGUGUGGCAGGAGAUCCUUUCUCACCUCUCCAGUGACUUGACUAACCUGGCCUUACUGCUGAAUCUGAUGCGUGGAGCUGUGUGCCUAUUGUGGCAAACGUGUGUAUGGUCACACAUGCGUGGAGCUGUGUGCCUAUUGUGACAAACGUGUGUAUGGUCACACAUGCGUGGAACUGUGUGCUUAUUGUGGCAAACGUGUGUACGGUCACACAUGUCAAUGUGAAGCCGCCUGUGGUUGCACUGCUGUUGCAUUUCAUUAUGGCAGUCAUUUGAUUUGCAUUAAAUACUUGAAUGUUUUAUAAA
Messenger RNA from Clupea harengus (Atlantic herring), 2306 nucleotides. It is a transcript of the gene kptn, whose product is annotated as kaptin, actin binding protein. NCBI's taxonomy places the organism in Eukaryota, Metazoa, Chordata, Actinopteri, Clupeiformes, Clupeidae. The record is from RefSeq and is a predicted model, not a curated record. Gene Ontology annotation, molecular function: actin filament binding. Gene Ontology annotation, biological process: cellular response to amino acid starvation; actin filament organization; negative regulation of TORC1 signaling. Gene Ontology annotation, cellular component: actin cytoskeleton; lamellipodium; KICSTOR complex.